GUCAGAUUUCGCAGAAGCAGAUGGAGUACAACUAGAAGUAUACGAGGGUGCUGAUGUGGGGCUAGAUAGGAAGGUGGCUGAUGUCCUUGCAGAUAACUCUUCAACCCUUCCGGAAUCGGAAAUCGCAGUCCGCUUAGUCCGAGCACAAGAAGACGAGACAGCGAUCUGGCGUCGGAUCCUAGCUCUUGCCCCUUGGAGUACACAGUCGCCAAAGUGGCCCAUACCCGCAGUGAAUAAUGGAAAGCUUCACCAGACAGGAGAAGGACAUGAGGACUUCGAAGCUGCUUUUGAUGACCUUGCAGCUCUUAUCCUGAAACGCAUUACGAGGUACUGCAAACAACAAGAAAAGACGAGGUGGAACAGAAGUCUUCAGCUUGGGACCACAGUACAACCAGGUCAACUUCUACACCUUGAUGUCGAAGGAGGUGGUGCGAAUUCUAGUAGAAGUAGUAACAAGUACCCAUCAAGAACAAGAACAUCAGGUACAGACAGAGCCACAACACAUACUAGACUUCCCUUUCCGCGAUCCACUGACCUUCCAGAGAACGAUCGUGGCGUAUAUCUGUUCGCUCAACGCCUUCGCGCCGCUGCUUGUCAAGGUAUUCCAUUGGACAUUGCCGGUCACAAUUUUGAUGAGGAAGACAAGAGGACGCCAGGAGGAUCUGCCAGUGAGUCCACGAUCUCUAGUACAUGUACAACUGGGAC
Molecule: messenger RNA, 705 nt
Organism: Amoebophrya sp. A25
Lineage: Eukaryota; Dinophyceae; Syndiniales; Amoebophryaceae
Source: the annotation of a GenBank genome assembly